Gossypium raimondii (Peruvian cotton) is the source of this 1151-nucleotide messenger RNA. RefSeq names its product transcription factor ORG2. The coding region runs from base 99 to 770 and encodes 223 amino acids. The transcript is spliced from 3 exons. Gene Ontology annotation, cellular component: RNA polymerase II transcription regulator complex. Gene Ontology annotation, biological process: regulation of transcription by RNA polymerase II. NCBI's taxonomy places the organism in Eukaryota, Viridiplantae, Streptophyta, Magnoliopsida, Malvales, Malvaceae. The record is from RefSeq and is a predicted model, not a curated record. Gene Ontology annotation, molecular function: protein dimerization activity; DNA-binding transcription factor activity, RNA polymerase II-specific; RNA polymerase II transcription regulatory region sequence-specific DNA binding.
CUGAUAAGUGUUUUAGUUUGUAUAUAACUAUAUAUCCAUCAGUCAAUGAUCCUUUCAGUUUAUUAAAGAAAAGUUGCAAGAAGUUAAAGCAGUUUAAUAUGUGUGCAUUAGCCCCAUUCCCAACACCUAACUGGCCUUUGCUCAAUCCCAUUGGCCUUCAACUUAACUAUAUCUAUGAAAACAAUGAAACCCUAGACUCGGUCCCUCAAGCCAGCUUCGAUCCCUGCGUGGUUAAGAAGCUUAACCACAAUGCUAGCGAGCGCCACCGGCGGAAGACGGUUAACAGCUUGUUUUCAUCUCUUCGAUCAUUGCUUCCACUUGCAGAUCAAAUGAAGAAGGUGAGCAUUCCAGCGACGGUUUCAGAAGCUGUGAAAUAUAUACCAGAGUUGCAGGAGCAAGUGGAGAGAUUGGUUCAUAAAAAAGAAGAGCUUUUGUUGAGGAUUUCUCAGCAGGGUGGUAUUAAACGUUGUAGUGAUGGAAGAUGUUCAAGCAGUGCUACGGUUUCUAUAAAUCGGCUAACUAGUGAUAGUGAAGUUGUGAUUCAGAUAACGUUGCGAAAGGACCGAGUUCAGAAGACUCAGUUAUCUGAGAUUUUGCAUAUCUUGGAGGAGCAACAAGGAUUAAUCCUUUUGAAUGCUACUUCUUUUGAGUCAUUUGGAGGCAUGAUCUUCUACAAUAUUCACCUUCAGGUGGCACCCAAAACAACUUACCAAUUAAGGGAAUCAGAUAUUGAGGCAUUGAGGGGGAAGCUUUUGGCACUGUGUAAUUAAUCAUGGCUAUAUAUACCUAACUAAAUGUGAACUACCACUUUUAUAUAAUUAAUGGCAUGCUGUUGUCUCUUAAUUUGAUCCUUAUCCUCGUAAUUCUUAUUCCCAAUCCCCUUUUCAAACACAUAUUACAUAGCCCCUCUCAAACCAAUUGAGAGAAUAGCAAGGCAACCUAAAGGUUUAAGUAGCUUCUUUUUCUCAUCAACUAGUCAAGUUUUGAUCUUCUCUUAACAUACGGGUAGAGUAAAUUGAGAAGAGAAUUACAACGAAAAUCAUAGAGUGGCAUGAGUCAUAAGUUGUAUUUGGGUAUAAUUAUGUUGCAAACACCGUACAUGCAUCAAAUUUCAAAUUAAUUAAUGUUCCUACGAUUAAUUUCCCAGAUUU